Trametes versicolor FP-101664 SS1 is the source of this 417-nucleotide messenger RNA. RefSeq lists its product as uncharacterized. Lineage: Eukaryota; Fungi; Basidiomycota; Agaricomycetes; Polyporales; Polyporaceae. The annotation marks the transcript as partial. The record is from RefSeq and is a predicted model, not a curated record. The transcript has a single exon.
GAAUCCGGUGGGCGUUCCCGCGCCUCGGACUACCAGUUCUGUCCGGCUUGCCACCGUCUCCCGAUCCUCCGGCUCUUCACCAAACACGCAUGCCAGCACCCUCUCCUACCCGAGCGCCACGGUAUAAGCCGGUCGGCUGAGGAGAUAUAUCGAGAUGCCGUCGAGGAGAUGUACCGCCACUGCAAGGCAAAUAAUUUGAGUGAGGUCUGGGCGUACAUGUGGAACUCGUGGUACUGCAAGCCACGUUGGAAGCUUUGGGCACGAUCAGCGUACGCCGAGAGCAUUCCCCGCAAACGGACCACUAUGAUCGUUGAAGCUUUGUGGCGCGGCAUCAAGCGGUUAGUGCUGCACAUGUACAACCGCCCGCCGAUUGAUCUCGCUCUCUACGCCGUUGUCACGAAGACGCUCCCUCGGUAU